AUGCCGCACUGGAGAUUAGCAGCAGCUCUACUGCUUUCGAGCUUUGCAGCCGCGCAAGAUGCCGGACUGUCCGGCCCCGUGGACGAUACAGACCCGGGCGGUCUGCAGCUCAUCGUAGCAAAUGCGACUGCCACCCCAGACGAUAUGGCCGCUGUGACGGUGACAAUGACGAGCACGCACUGGGUCGUGGCUGCGACAAGUCAUCAACAAAUGGCAUUCGCAACUCCACACGCCAAGGCUACCGCCAAGCAAAACAAGAAAGCGCAUUCGAAAUCAAGUGCGUCUCCACAAGCGAGCACAACGAGGAUUGCACGGGGCAAAGCGAAAGCGUCUGUGCCUGCCAAUACAACACAGAAUGCAGUCUCGCUCAGCAAGCUCAUCAACGUCACAGACGAAUGGGAUUGGACCACAUUCAAAGCCAACGGCGUCAACAUAGGCAAUUGGCAAGUUCUCGAAAGCUGGAUGAACCCGACAUGGUUUGCUUCCAUUGCCGCCGGUACAGGCGCAGUAGACGAAUGGACGCUGGCGGAGUAUCGCGGGCACAAGAUAAUGGGACCCAUUCUCACACAGCACUGGGAUACCUGGAUAACAGAGAAAGACGUCCAAACGCUGUCCGAUCUCAAUGUCAACAUGAUGCGCAUACCGGUCGGCUUCUGGGCCUGGGGCAACGUGACGGGCGUCAUGGCAGGCGAGCCUUACUACAUCGGCGACCGCUUGUCGAGGAUACAGAGACUCAUCGAAUGGGGAGCGCUGCAUAACAUCUAUAGCGUCAUCGACAUGCACGGAAUGCCAGGAUCACAAUCUGGCAACGAUCAUACCGGGCAUGUCGGCCCGAAACUGUUCUUUCAGCCUGCGAACCAACAGCGCUCGCGUAGAGUCAUCCAGGUCGUCUCUGACUGGAUCGACGCAUUGCCCAAGACGACGCGGAGCUGGGUUGCCGGUCUCGAAGUCGUCAAUGAACCGCAGCUGUCUGCGACAGGCUCAUGGUACGACAAGACAUACGAGCCCGUCUUAAAGAGCUUCUACCACGACUCAUACAACAUCAUCCAGAAUGGCAACACGCCUAAGAAGACGACCGUCAUCCAUGAUGCCUUCUACCCACCUGGCACAGGCGUGUGGGAUGAUUUCAUGCUCAACGUUCCAAAGAACAACCUCGUUCUUAGCAGUCAUCCAUACUACCACUGGGACACGUACAGCGAUGCAGAGGCUGCCAUCAACACCUACAAGUCGGCCGACUGGUUUAACUACCCCCGACCGCUCUGGCUCAACGAAUGGUCACUCAGCCUGCCAGAUGAUUGCGUCAAUUCGUACACCGAAUCGAGCGAUUGGUACCAGCGCUUCUGGCAGCACCAAGUCGGCGAGUGGUAUCAGUUUGCAGGACAUGCAUUCUGGUCGAUCAAGACGAUCGACAAUCCGCCGUGGUCGUUGGAGAUCUUGGCCAAUGCGAUUCCGACGGCGAUAGAGACGGUAACGACGCCCGAAUGA
Mixia osmundae IAM 14324 is the source of this 1485-nucleotide messenger RNA. Its product is annotated as glycoside hydrolase family 5 protein. Gene Ontology annotation, biological process: glucan catabolic process. Gene Ontology annotation, cellular component: extracellular region; cell surface. NCBI's taxonomy places the organism in Eukaryota, Fungi, Basidiomycota, Mixiomycetes, Mixiales, Mixiaceae. Gene Ontology annotation, molecular function: beta-glucosidase activity. The transcript has 7 exons. Bases 1 to 1485 code for a protein of 494 amino acids. The record is from RefSeq and is a predicted model, not a curated record.